CGGACAGUCGAGCCCACUUUUGAGAACGAGGAUUAAAUUGAUGCCAAUCUGAGAUCCUACUUCGCUCUCUUCUUCAAUUCAAUAUUGGAUCCAACAAUUCUCAGGUACCUGUUCGACGAUCAAGUCCACACAGCUCAGCGAACAUCUCACAUGGAUAAAGAUGACAAAUGCUGUUCCACUCACCUCAUAGACGGUGAUGGUACCUUCAAUGUUGAUGGACUUGAAGGUUUUACGAAGGAAGUGAAGCUGGCUGAAUGUGGACUUUCUUAUGCUGUAGUUUCCAUCAUGGGGCCGCAAAGUAGUGGGAAGAGCACCCUACUAAAUCAUUUGUUUGGUACCAACUUCAGAGAGAUGGAUGCUUUUAAGGGAAGGUCUCAAACCACAAAAGGUAUUUGGAUGGCAAGAUGUGGUGGUAUUGAGCCUUGCACUAUUGUAAUGGAUUUGGAGGGUACUGAUGGAAGAGAACGAGGAGAGGAUGAUACGGCAUUUGAAAAGCAGAGUGCACUUUUUGCUCUUGCUGUUUCAGAUAUAGUGUUAAUAAACAUGUGGUGUCAUGACAUUGGACGUGAGCAGGCUGCAAAUAAGCCCCUUUUGAAAACUGUAUUCCAGGUCAUGAUGAGAUUAUUUAGUCCACGCAAAACAACUUUAAUGUUCGUCAUACGCGAUAAAACAAGGACACCUCUGGAAAACUUAGAACCUGUUCUGAGAGAAGAUAUUCAAAAGAUAUGGGACUCUGUUCCUAAGCCACAAGCCCAUAAGGAAACUCCCCUAAGUGAAUUUUUUAACGUUGAAGUUGUGGCUCUUUCUAGUUAUGAGGAGAAGGAAGAACAAUUUAAAGAGCAGGUGGCUAGUUUGAGGCAGCGAUUCUUCCAUUCGAUAGCUCCUGGUGGGCUUGCUGGAGAUAGGCGUGGUGUAGUUCCUGCUUCAGGGUUUUCUUUUAGCUCACAACAGAUCUGGAAAGUCAUUAAGGAGAACAAGGACCUAGACCUGCCUGCUCACAAGGUCAUGGUGGCCACAGUACGUUGUGAAGAAAUUGGCAAUGAAAAAUUAUCUUCUUUUGUUGCGAAUGAGCAUUGGUGUGAACUAGAAGAGACCGUGCAAUCUCAUCCUGUUCCUGGCUUUGGAAAGAAGCUUAGUUCCAUUAUUGACACUUGCAUGUCGGAAUUUGAUGCAGAGGCUAUAUAUUUCGAUGAAGGUGUUAGAUCCACAAAGCGAAAGCAGUUGGAAGAGAAAUUGCUUCUGCUUGUCCAACCAGCUUACCAAUCCAUGUUGGGGCACCUACGGUCUGGAACGCUGGAGAAAUUCAAAGAAGCAGUUGAUAGUGCUUUAAACUGUGGACAAGGAUUUGCUGUGGCCGCUCGUGAUUGUGUUGAGUUGGCCAUGAGAUUAUUUGAUGAAGGAUGUGCAGAUGCCAUCAUCAAACAAGCAAACUGGGACUCAUCUAAAGUAAGGGAUAAGCUUUGUCGGGAUAUAGAAGCAUAUGUUGUUGCAGUUCGUAGUGCUAAGCUGUCCGAACUUACUACCCUCUAUGAGGAAAAAUUGAACUUGGCAUUAUCUGGGCCUGUGGAAGCUCUUCUAGAUGGAGCUGGUGAUGAUACCUGGCCAGCAAUAAGGAAACUUCUUUGCCGAGAGACUGAAACAGCUGUCUCUAGGUUCUCUGUUGCACUUUCUGAGUUUGAAAUGGAUGAAAAAUCCAAGGUACAGAUGCUUUCGAGGUUAGAGGAUUAUGCAAGAGGAGUGGUUGAAGCAAAGGCAAAAGAAGCAGCUGGGCGAGUUCUGAUGCAUAUGAAGGACCGGUUUUCAACGUUAUUUAGCCAGGAUGCUGAUUCAAUGCCACGGGUCUGGACUGGCAAAGAAGACAUUCGUGCAAUCACCAAAACUGCUCGCUCUGCAUCUCUGAAGCUGCUAUCCAUCAUGGCAGCAAUCCGUUUGGAUGACGACUCGGAUAACAUUGGGAAUACCCUGGCCCUUGCUUUGGUGGAUACCAAGAGUGGUGCUGUUAGCAGUAAGAACUCCACUUCGUUUGACCCAUUGGCUUCAAGUACAUGGGAAGAGGUUCCAGCAUCAAAAACAUUGAUCACUCCUGUCCAGUGCAAAUCUUUGUGGAGGCAAUUUAAGUCAGAGACAGAGUACACAGUUACUCAAGCCAUUGCUGCACAGGAAGCUAGCAGGCGUAAUAACAACUGGUUACCACCCCCUUGGGCAAUUGUUGCCUUGGUUGUACUGGGAUUUAAUGAAUUCAUGACACUUUUGAGGAAUCCUUUGUAUUUAUUUAUCAUCUUUGUUGCUUUUCUCCUUUCUAAAGCCCUAUGGGUGCAACUAGACAUCUCGGGUGAAUUCCGCAAUGGCGCUCUUCCUGGACUUCUCGCCUUAUCCUCCAAGUUCCUUCCCACUGUCAUGAACCUUCUUAGAAAGUUAGCGGAGGAGGGCCAAAAGCCUGCUACGAGUGAUCCUCAGAGAAAUCCUUCGCUAGCAUCAAAGAAUUUUCGAAGUGGAGGGAACAAUAAUGGUGAUUUGUCAUCAAGUGCUUCAUCUGAGGUAACUACUUCGGAAAAUGGAACCGAGUACUCAAGCCCUGCAGUACAUAACAAAUCAAAUUAAGUUAUCGGAUUUUCCAUGAAUACAUAAAUUUUCUUCUGUUUGGUCAUGCUGUUUUUCUGCUGGCUAGAAAUUGAUAUGCUCCAUGAAUAGGGUUCAUGGGUUAAGUUCUUAAUUGUCAUGACCAGAAAACGGGGUUAGCCUCUUACUAUGAGAAUGUCAGAGAAAAUAUUUUUAAGGCAUUGAUUUUGUGCAAGUGCCAUGUACUGGGGCUGUGGUGAUUAUGUAAAGCCCCACGAAAUAGUUUUUUGUAAUCUUUUUUUUUCUUUGUGUGCGUUGGGUUAGGGGGUUCCUUUUCUAGGGGUUGGUUCUGUUUCUUAUUUGUGUGGGAUACGUCAAUGGUCCUCCUUUUAUUAGAUUGGUGUCGAUUAUUCAUAGUUGUGGUAGUUUUGACUCGGGAUAAGCUCUGUGCUCCCCUGUAUUUGUAUCUAUGGAUGGGCGUUUGAUGAUUAAUGAACCUCCUUGUAUGUGACUGGGACAUAUAAUUCCUGUAUGAAAUAACAGAAAGACGCCAUUAUUUUGCUCUGCUAGUUGUGAAGUACUCAGUGUUGAAGGACACAUUGGAUUACGUUAUUGAAGUUCACUUUGCACCCAACCCCCCCUUCUCUCGUUGAUAUUUGUAUAUUAAAAUUUUCGGUGAUUAGAAACUUC
Messenger RNA from Ilex paraguariensis (yerba mate), 3249 nucleotides. Lineage: Eukaryota; Viridiplantae; Streptophyta; Magnoliopsida; Aquifoliales; Aquifoliaceae. The record is from the annotation of a GenBank genome assembly.